AAACGAAGGGCCCCAAAACCUAAACCCUAAUUUGCUUGCUGCGCUUGCGAUUAUGGCGUCGGAUAGCGCUUCUCGAUCGAGUUCCGCGGCCGAUUCCUACAUUGGGAGCUUGAUAAGCUUGACCUCCAAGAGUGAGAUCAGAUACGAAGGUAUUCUGUAUAACAUCAACACAGAAGAGUCCAGUAUUGGCCUCAGAAAUGUGCGAUCUUUUGGAACAGAGGGAAGGAAAAAGGAUGGUCCACAAAUUCCUCCAGGUGACAAGAUUUAUGAGUAUAUACUUUUCCGCGGGACUGACAUCAAGGAUUUACAGGUCAAAUCUUCUCCACCUGUCCUCCCUACUCCACAAGUCAACAAUGACCCAGCUAUUAUUCAGUCUCAUUAUCCUCGCCCAGCUACCACAUCUACAAGUUUGUCUUCUGCUGCGAGUGGGUCUUUGAGUGAUCUUAGUUCUCAUACAACACAGCUUGGACUUCCUGGGUCAAAUUUUCAAGGGCUUCAAGGGCCUUUGCCUUUGUAUCAGCCUGGAGGGAACAUAGGGUCAUGGGGAGCUUCUCCACCUGCACCAAAUGCAAAUGGUGGCCUUGCUAUGCCAAUGUAUUGGCAAGGAUAUUAUGGUGCCCCAAACGGGCUUCCUCAUUUACACCAACAAUCUUUGCUUCGACCACCACCUGGUUUAGCAAUGCCUUCAUCUAUGCAGCAGUCAAUGCAGUAUCCCAAUUUUAGUCCCUCUUUACCAACUAUAUCUUCUAAUUUGCCAGAAUUGCCAUCAGGCUUGCUACCUGUGAAUACCAGUACCCCUAGUAUAACAUCUGUUUCUUUACCUCCAUCAAAUCUGUCAUCUGCUUUGCCUCCAGCACCUUCUGCUUUGCCUCCUGCACCUUCUGCUACACUAGCUUCUGAAAUAUUGCCAGUAUCAUUAACAAACAAGGCACCAAAUGUUUCGACGUCAGCAGUCAUGCUAGCUGCUAACUUACCGUCACUGACUCCAUUUUCCAAUUCUGGUCCAGAUAUAAAUGCUAUGGUGCCACCUAUCUCCAGUAAACCUAAUGCAAUUUCUGGUUCAAGCUUGCCAUAUCAAACUGUAUCCCAGUUGUCUCCUGCUAUUGUUGGAUCAUCAAAUUCUAUCCGUACAGAAGCACCCGCCCCUUCUCUGGUAACCCCAGGUCAAUUAUUGCAGCCUGGACCAACUAUAGUUUCUUCAGCUCAGCCUUCACAGACAACACAUAAGGAUGUUGAAGUGGUUCAGGUAUCAUCAACAUCAUCUCUUGAGCCAUCUCUGCCAGGUUCUGCUGAAACUCAACCACCAAUACUGCCAUUUCCAGUAACUACACAGUCCAGUCACAGGCCUGGUGGAGCUUCUAUCCAAACUCAUCAUGGAUAUGGCUAUAAUUAUAGAGGACGUGGAAGAGGAAGAGGAAUUGGGGGUUUGCGCCCUGUCACGAAAUUCACUGAAGAUUUUGAUUUCAUGGCAAUGAAUGAGAAAUUCAAAAAGGAUGAAGUUUGGGGUCAUCUUGGUAAAAGCAGCAAGUCUCAUUCAAAAGAGAAAGAUGGGGAAGAUAAUGCCUUUGAUGAAGAUUACAGUCAGGACGAAGACAAUGACGAUUUAUCAAAUUUCGAGGUUAAGGCUGUUUAUAACAAGGAUGAUUUCUUUGACUCACUUUCUUCCAAUGUGCAUGAUAAUGUUUCACAGAAUGGAAGGACUAGAUAUUCUGAACAAAUUAAGAUUGAUACCGAGACAUUUGGUGAUUUUGUGAGGCACCGUGGUGGUCGGGGAGGCCGUGGUCCUGGACGUGGUGGACGUACUCGAGGUGGUUAUUAUGGAAGGGGGUAUGGCUAUUAUUCUGGAAGAGGAAGGGGCCGCGGAAUGCCCAGUCGCAGUUCUUAGGUGGUAGUUAGUGUUUUGUUAGGUCAUGGUGGGUAACAAGAGCCAAGGCUGCCUCCAAUUAAAGCACCGUAAUUAUCUUAGAGACCAUGCUUCAUUGUUGUGUUUCCUCCAUUAUGUUUGUUUCACAGAAUAAGUAUAGGACAUUUUUUCUUGUUACUCCUCUACCAUAGGCACUUUGGUUUGGUGGAAAGAUGUUUGUACACCAUCUUAUUUCAGCUUUAUAUCAACAAGGCAGAAGUUUAGACUAGUUUGUUUGCAGUAUAUAUUGUUCCAAUUAGCUAGUCAUCAA
Molecule: messenger RNA, 2174 nt
Organism: Gastrolobium bilobum
Lineage: Eukaryota; Viridiplantae; Streptophyta; Magnoliopsida; Fabales; Fabaceae
Product: protein decapping 5
Exons: 8
Coding region: 53-1885 (610 amino acids)
Biological process (GO): P-body assembly; cytoplasmic stress granule assembly
Cellular component (GO): P-body
Molecular function (GO): mRNA binding
Source: RefSeq, a predicted model, not a curated record